GUAGAUAGAUGAACAAAACGUAAGCAUCAUUAUUCACACACCUUCAUCUACUGUCCAUUCCUUAUUUCAUCUUCCUUUUCGUCUCUUUCAGUUCAUCCAAAAUAUCUCUCACUCAUAGCAAACGCACUGUCACAAAUAAUCAACUUUUUUUUGUUAUUUUGUUUACCUAUUAAGCAUGUGUUUAUGCAGAUUUUCUGCUCACAAAUAUCAGGAAGGAAUGUUCUUCUUGCCUUUGAUUCAAGUUUAUUAAACCAAUUCUGUUAUUUUCAAGAGUAUUCUGGGAUUUUGCUUAAAAGGGAAGAUCUGAAGGGAUAUGGCUACACUAGGGGAUAUUGGGCUUGCAGCAGCUAUUAAUAUAAUAACUGCUUUUAUUUUCUUGAUAGCUUUUGCUAUUUUGAGGCUGCAACCUUUUAAUGAUAGAGUUUAUUUUCCAAAAUGGUAUCUUAAGGGGUUAAGAACAAGCCCUACAACAUCUGGGGCAUUUGCAAGCAAGUUUGUGAAUUUGGAUUAUCGAUCGUAUUUACGGUUCCUUAAUUGGAUGCCGGAUGCGCUAAAGAUGCCGGAACUGGAGCUCAUUGAUCAUGCUGGAUUGGAUUCUGCAGUCUAUUUGAGGAUUUACUUGCUAGGGUUAAAAAUAUUUAUACCCAUACUCUUCCUCACGUGGGCCAUUUUGGUCCCGGUUAACUGGACGAACAAUUGGCUCGAGCUCUCAAAAGCAACUUACAGUGAUAUCGAUAAGCUUUCCAUAUCAAACAUUCCACAAGGCUCUCACAGGUUUUAUGCACAUGUAGUAAUGGCAUAUGCUGUUACAUUUUGGACAUGUUUUGCUUUGAAGAGGGAAUAUGAGACGGUUGCAAAGAUGCGGUUACAUUUUCUUCAAUCAGAAAAACGUCGCCCUGAUCAAUUUACAGUUCUUGUGAAGAAUGUGCCACCAGAUGCCGAUGAAUCCGUUAGUGAGGCCGUUGAGCAUUUCUUUCUAGUUAACCAUCCCGAUCACUAUCUAACUCAUCAGGUUGUACUAAAUGCAAACAAGCUUGCAAAAUUGGUUGAAGAGAAGAAAAGUAAGCAAAACUGGCUAGUUUAUUACCAGAAUAAAUAUGAAAGAAAUCAAUCAAAACGACCCAUGAUGAAGACUGGUUUUCUUGGACUUUGGGGAGAGAAAGUGGAUGCUAUCGAACAUCACAUAGCGGAAAUCGAGAAACUCUCAAAUGAAAUAGCUGAAGAAAAGGAUAACGUUAGAAACAACCCGAAAGCUAUAAUGCCUGCAGCAUUUGUAUCGUUUAAGACACGUUGGGGAGCUGCGGUUUGCGCACAAACACAACAGGCGAGAAACCCGACCCUCUGGUUGACCGAGUGGGCCCCAGAACCACGAGACGUUUACUGGCCAAAUUUAGCGAUUCCUUAUGUUUCAUUGACUGUUAGAAGGCUUUUAAUGUCGGUUGCGUUUUUCUUUCUCACUUUUUUCUUCAUCAUUCCCGUCGCGUUUGUGCAAUCGCUUGCGAACAUCGAAGGUUUGGAGAAGACUGCAUCUUUUCUUAAGCCUAUAAUUGAAAUAAAACCUAUCAAAGCAUUUAUACAAGGUUUUCUACCCGGGAUUGCGUUAAAGAUCUUUCUAAUCCUUCUACCGACAAUCUUAAUGAUCAUGUCGAAAUUUGAGGGUUUUUUGAGUAUUUCGAGGCUUGAACGAAGAUCUGCAUCAAGAUAUUAUCUUUUCAACUUCUUCAACGUGUUUUUAGCGAGUGUGAUUACCGGAACCGUGUUAGAACAGCUACAAACAUUCCUAAAGAAAUCCGUAAACGAUCUCCCCGCGACAAUUGGAGUGGCUAUCCCAAUGAAAGCAACAUUUUUUAUAACGUAUAUUAUGGUUGAUGGUUGGAGUGGUACGGCUGGAGAGAUUUUGAGAUUAAAACCUUUGAUAAUCUAUCAUUUGAAGAACUUUUUCUUGGUUAAAACUGAAAAAGAUAGAGAAGAAGCCAUGGAUCCUGGAAGCAUUGGUUUUGAUACAGGCGAACCGCAAAUACAAUUGUAUUUUUUAAUCGGGCUUAUAUAUGCUGUGGUCACCCCACUUUUAACCCCCUUUAUUCUGGUCUUCUUCGCCCUUGCAUAUGUUGUUUAUCGUCAUCAGAUUAUAAACGUUUAUAAUCAAGAAUACGAAAGCAGCGCAGCAUUUUGGCCAGAUGUUCAUGGACGUAUAAUCGGGGCACUUGUAAUAUCACAGUUACUUUUAAUGGGAUUGUUAGGCACAAAAGAAGCCGCAUCUUCAACUCCAUUUCUUCUCGCACUUCCAGUUAUGACCAUCGGUUUCCACAAGUACUGUAAAGGUCGGUUCGAGCCUGCAUUUAUCCGAAACCCGUUACAGGAGGCCAUGAUGAAAGACACGCUUGAAAGAGCACGAGAGCCUAAUCUAAACCUAAAAGGGUACCUUGACAAAGCAUACCUUCCUCCGAUUUUCAAGGAAGCCGAAUCCGACUCGGAAGACGACGAUGAUGAUGAUGACGGUGAUAAAAAGUGGGCGAAGGAUAACGUGUUGGUCCCGACCAAGAGACAGUCGCGUAGGAACACGCCUGUCCCUAGCAAAAUGAGCAACGGUUCAUCACCGAACCUACUGGAGAUCCAAGAGAAGGAUAGACCAUAAGUGAACAGAGUUUGGAUGUGGAGGGUAAUUCUGUAAAUUUAAGCAGAUAUUAUAUAAGCUCUUGGUUUUUAGGUGUCAAAAGCAUGGAUUUGUAGAUGUUUUUGAGUUGCAUGUAAUUAUAUAAAGAGUUUUAUUUUGAAAUGCUUGUAAAUCGACUGAAAUAACCUUACGUUGUGUCUUGCAUGCAUGCAAGCUUCAAAAAGUUUUAUUUUGAUUGUCCCACC
Messenger RNA from Helianthus annuus (common sunflower), 2859 nucleotides. RefSeq names its product calcium permeable stress-gated cation channel 1. Gene Ontology annotation, cellular component: plasma membrane. The transcript has 12 exons. Bases 314 to 2635 code for a protein of 773 amino acids. NCBI's taxonomy places the organism in Eukaryota, Viridiplantae, Streptophyta, Magnoliopsida, Asterales, Asteraceae. Gene Ontology annotation, molecular function: calcium-activated cation channel activity. The record is from RefSeq and is a predicted model, not a curated record.